Protopolystoma xenopodis is the source of this 708-nucleotide messenger RNA. Lineage: Eukaryota; Metazoa; Platyhelminthes; Monogenea; Polystomatidea; Polystomatidae. The record is from the annotation of a GenBank genome assembly.
AUGCCUCCUUACACCCAAUACUCGUUCUUACUAUAUCUUUAUGCUGUAAUUUGUGUCACUCUCUUUGUAUCAGGACAAAAUAAACCCAAAGAAAAUCAAGAUGAAGCGAAUAAUUUACCUCCAAUUUUUUCGUUGUCAAAUUAUUUGAAUAUAUCCUCUGUUCCCCUCUCCGAAAGCAUUCGUUGCUCCGAUGAUAUACGAACCUUAUGCACUGGUAGCGAAUUAUCUGACUUCGAGACGAUUCGCUGUUUACAGAUUACGCAUAAAGAAUGUCGUAGACAUCUUAAUUACAUCGGCGAAAUAAUUUUUUCUGAUUACAGACUAGUGUACAAGUUUAUAGACUCCUGCCAUGAAGACAUUGAACAUUAUAAAUGCGGUCGGCUUUCCAUGGAUCCACCUGCACAGAAUGAAUCUAUACGCUCAGAUGUGAAGUCCCAAGGUUCUACGAUCCAUUGCCUGACGUUGCGCGUUGAAAAGUUAACUCCUGCUUGCAGAUCACAAAUAAUGCGUAUUGGCGAGCUUCAAUCGGACGACUUUCAUCUUGAUAGACCGCUCUUCUAUGCCUGCCGUGAUGACAGAGAGCGGUUUUGUCGUGAUAUAGAAUCCGGAGACGGCCGUGUUUAUGAGUGUUUGUCAAAACACAAGUACCAUAGCUUGAUGUCUCGAGACUGUUCAAUGGCCCUGUCGGAAAGAAUCCGCCAAUCUUAA